Dendronephthya gigantea is the source of this 1152-nucleotide messenger RNA. RefSeq lists its product as uncharacterized. Lineage: Eukaryota; Metazoa; Cnidaria; Anthozoa; Malacalcyonacea; Nephtheidae. The record is from RefSeq and is a predicted model, not a curated record. The transcript is spliced from 6 exons. Bases 1 to 1152 code for a protein of 383 amino acids. Gene Ontology annotation, molecular function: protein binding.
AUGGAACCAGCUCAACCAACAGGAAGAAUGACCCUCAAUUGGUUUGCGUUGAGCGACGGUUUCUUACCACCGGGGGUCGCGACCGGAACUGUUUCUUACAACGCUUUCACGAGUGGAAGUGUUUGUACUGACAUCAGUUUUGCAAAGGAUGUUAGCGUCACAGCAUUUGAGGUGUGCAUAAAAGACCUCCCUGGAUUAAUCGGGAAUCACGAACCAAUAACAGUUGACUAUUCUGCUGUAGGAGAUCUUGAUCCCUGUCUUGACGUUACAUGUGAAAAGUUCGCAGUUUGUCGUGCGUUUGGUCCCUACGAUGCACGAUGUGUCUGUGUAACAGAUUGUCCUUCAGUCGAACAAAAACUCUGCGCUUCAAACGGACAAACUUUCAACAAUGUUUGUUUAUUCCAACUAAAAGUUUGUCAAACCAAAGCAAACUAUACAAUUUAUCAUCGCAGGAAUUGCAGAGGUUUUCCUAUGAGGAGAGGCAGAAGAUACGUCGCUGAUGUUCCUAAUUGGUCUCGUUCACAUUGCCAAACUGUUAAAUUCGAUCCUUUAUCUUUCUAUCCGGACAAACCUGUUCACGUGCAGAUCAGCGUGAGCCACGUGAAUGACUCGGGCCAAGUUCAUGAAGCCGCAGUAUCGUGGGUAGAAGAUGUGAGCGACACUCAUUUCAAAUUUUGUGUGAUGGAGUCAGGAAGAAAUGAAGGGCCACCUCAUGGAUUUGCUACUGUUGAAUAUAUGGCUUAUCAAGGCGCUCCCAGCGGAGGGUUGGCGGGAUCGGUGCUGAUUCCAGAGUGGUGGACUGGAUCCAAGUGCCAAUAUGUGAAAAUGUCAUCGGGAUCUUUUUACUCAACACCAACGGUCUUGGUGACAGCAGAACAUCAUCGACUUAGUCUUAAACACGACGCUGCAUCAUUGUGGUUGGAAAACGUCAAUAGAUACUCAUUUAAAGUGUGUAUGCGUGAAUUACAAAACUUUGAUGGACCUCACCAAGAUAUUUACGUGAAUUGGAUUGCAUUUGAAACUCUCGAACGGCCUAUUUUCACAGAACAAGGCUCCAAUCAUUUCGUCCGCACUUCGAAGAAUCCUCCGCCCAGCACCAAUUACGCACAAUGCAAGGUAAAAUUUGUAAUUAUUUUUCAUUGCAUAAAAUGA